CGAAAUUAUUUAACCAUACAAAUAUCCAAAAAUUCACACAGUAGUCGCCAGACGAUUGCCCCGACACUAUGAUGUACCUUUGUUACAUAGUGGUUUUAAUCUUAACCGCGUUUAGUACAAAUGCUGAACCUGCAAAAUUGGAUUGGUGGCAGACUAGUGUCAUUUACCAAGUAUACCCAAGAUCGUUUAAAGACAGCAAUGGUGAUGGCGUUGGAGACCUAAAAGGUAUAGAAGAAAUGGCCGAACAUUUUAAUGAAACAGGUAUUGGAGCUAUAUGGUUGUCCCCAAUAUUCAAAUCUCCCUUGGCUGAUUUCGGUUAUGACAUUUCCGAUUUUGUAAAAAUCGAUAGCACUUAUGGAACAAUGGAAGACUUUUUAUCACUUCAGAUGAAACUUAAAUCGCUUGGCGUUCGUAUUCUAUUGGAUUUUGUGCCCAACCAUUCAAGUGACGAACAUGAGUGGUUUCAAAAAUCAGUCAAAAAAAUUGAUCCAUACACUGAAUACUACGUGUGGCUUGACGGAAAAUUAGAUGAAAAUGGAAACAGAGUACCUCCAAAUAAUUGGCGAAACUAUUUUGACGGAAGUGCUUGGGAGUGGUCGUCUGAAAGAGGACAAUACUAUUUGCACCAGUUCACGGUUAAACAACCAGAUUUAAAUUACAACUCUCCUGCUCUAUUAGAAGAAAUGAAGAACGUACUUAGAUUUUGGCUAGAUGUUGGCGUUGAUGGAUUCCGCAUAGACGCUUUGCCUUUCAUAGUAGAAGACAUUACGUUUGAAGACGAACCACUGAUUGAUCCAAAAAUCAAAGAUGAUAAUUACACAUAUUUUUUGCUCGACCAUACGUUAUCUAGGGAUCAACCAGGUACAUAUAAAAUUGUCGAAGAAUUUAGAGCAAUCUGUGACGAAUACACUAACCGUGAUGGAAAUACAAGACUAAUGUUAGUCGAAGCGUACGCGUCCAUUAAUUACACGAUGAUGUACUACAGCCAGCAAACACACAGGGCUCAUAUGCCGUUCAAUUUCAACUUUAUCACAUACUUGAACAAAACAUCGUCGGCCGUCGACAUAAAGAAUACGAUCAAUCUAUGGUUGGACAAUAUGCCUGCGGGUCAAUGGGCAAACUGGGUGAUAGGGAACCAUGAUAACAAACGAGUGGCUACGAGAUUCGGGCAGGACAUGGUCGACCCAAUGAACACGCUGACGACGAUGUUACCGGGCACGGCGAUCACGUACAACGGAGAGGAAAUCGGUAUGGCUGACGGCACGAUAAGAUGGGAUCAGACGGUUGACCCGUUCGGUAGAAACGGCGGUAUGGCCAGGUACGAGGUGAACUCGAGAGACCCGUGCAGGACGCCGUUCCAUUGGAACGAUUUGCAGAACGCCGGUUUUACGACGUCCCAACACACUUGGCUUCCCGUGAACAGCAACCAUUGGUACCUGAACUUGGCCUUUCAAAAGGUGUGCUUAAGAAGCCACUAUCAGACGUACAAAACGCUGUUGCGACUCCGUUCAUCUCCGACGAUAGCCCAAGGAAAUCUCACCAUGCACACGCCAUCAGAUUGGAUUUUGAUUUUGACUAGACAAUUGGAAGGCCACGAGACCUUCUACAUUGUUUUAAACGUAGGGUCGGAACAAGAAGCAAUUAUUUUAAAUGAACACUUUAAGGACGUACCGAUUUAUAUGAUCGUCCGUGCUUCGAGCAUAAAUGCAUGGCACAGUGAAAAUGAUUACAUUGAUACAACAAGACCACUAGCAAUGCGACCCAAGUCAUCACUAGUGUUAUCAUAUUGAUAAAAUGUUCAACCCAAAAAUAUUGAGAAUAUAAAUUAGAGUUGCGUUAAAAAAUACUCCAAUGCAUAACUGUGACUUGACAUUAAACAAUGAAUACUUUUAAGUGGAAUUAAAAACAAAAAAAUGUUCUCUGCAUGCAACCACCAAAGAAGAAACCCAAUAGAAUGAAGCAACAAAACUCACUGAAACAUAAAUUAAACACAAACGAAGAAAAAACAUUAAGACAGGUAACAAAAAAAAGAAACAAAAAUGCAAUUAAAAUAUUUGUAUACAUAAAACAUUCUUCAAUAACACCAUAGACGCAAUUUGGGGGAUGCUUCGAAGUACUUUGUACCCCUAGACGUAUAACAACAGCCAUUAAUACAUUCUCAAUUUGCUUAACUUGAACUGUUUUGUUUUGUUUUUUAAUACUAUCAAACGGAUUAAAUCAUGUUAUUAUUUUACAUUCU
Rhopalosiphum maidis (corn leaf aphid) is the source of this 2239-nucleotide messenger RNA. Its product is annotated as maltase 2-like. Bases 69 to 1790 code for a protein of 573 amino acids. Lineage: Eukaryota; Metazoa; Arthropoda; Insecta; Hemiptera; Aphididae. The record is from RefSeq and is a predicted model, not a curated record. The transcript has 12 exons. Gene Ontology annotation, biological process: carbohydrate metabolic process.